Molecule: messenger RNA, 2320 nt
Organism: Chinchilla lanigera (long-tailed chinchilla)
Lineage: Eukaryota; Metazoa; Chordata; Mammalia; Rodentia; Chinchillidae
Gene: Abhd16a
Product: abhydrolase domain containing 16A
Exons: 21
Coding region: 359-2125 (588 amino acids)
Biological process (GO): phosphatidylserine catabolic process; monoacylglycerol catabolic process
Cellular component (GO): endomembrane system
Molecular function (GO): glycerophospholipase activity; monoacylglycerol lipase activity
Source: RefSeq, a predicted model, not a curated record
AAAUCGGGGGCGCCUGCUUGUCAAGCUAGUUGUCCAAAAAGUCUGCGCCGUUUGUGCUUCCUGGGUUCAAGUCACGCCUGCGGGCCGGCCGCCUCCUCUCUGUAGCCCUGAUCGAGCGCCGCUGUCUCAUCCCGACUUCCAGCCCUUGCCUGUCCCUCCCGGCCCCCGGCCGUCUGCCGUGGUUCGCGCCGGUCCCGGUUGAGCCUUAAGCCCUGCCGAGACCCUGCGCGGACCGGGGGGCUGGCGGGUCUUGCCGUCGGCUCCCCCAGCUUCUUCCUCGCUAGCCCUUGGUGCCUUCCCUGGCCCUGUCUAACUUCCCUCUAACUGGCCUUCAAUUUGAGAAUGACUUCUACCUAGCAUGUAUCCGUCUUUCCCUUACCCACGAAACCUAGCCCGGGGGCGGGGGGACCCCAAAGUCUUUGCCUUCCUGGACCUGCUGCUGCUGGUAGGCUGUCCCCUGCUUCUCCCUGCCUUUGUGUUGCGUCAUGGAGUCACCUGUCACCCGCUCCCCUUCUGUACAUGCUCACCGGAAAAGGAGCAAAAGUCGCCUUCACUUUUGCUUCACAGUCCAGCGCCUUGUGAUACCUAUUAUCAGCCCCGUGCCCUGGAGAAGCAUGCGGACAGCAUCCUGGCUCUGGCUUCAGUCUUCUGGUCCAUCUCUUAUUACUCCUCUCCCUUCGCCUUCUUCUACUUAUACAGGAAAGGUUACUUGAGCUUGUCCAAAGUGGUGCCGUUUUCUCACUACGCGGGGACGUUGCUGCUGCUGCUGGCCGGCAUCGCCUGCCUCCGAGGCAUCGGCCGCUGGACCAACCCCCAGUACCGGCAGUUCAUCAGCAUCUUGGAGGCCACACAUCGGAACCAGUCUGCAGAAAACAAGAGGCAGCUCGCCAACUACAACUUCGACUUCAGGAGCUGGCCGGUGGACUUCCACUGGGAAGAGCCCAGCAGCCGGAAGGAGUCCCGAGGGGGCCCUUCCCGCCGCGGCGUGGCCCUGCUUCGCCCCGAGCCCCUGCACCGGGGAACAGCGGACACCUUCCUCAACCGGGUGAAGAAGCUGCCCUGUCAGAUUACCAGCUACCUGGUGGCGCACACGCUGGGCCGCCGGAUGCUGUACCCCGGCUCCGUGUACCUGCUCCAGAAGGCCCUCAUGCCGGUGCUGCUGCAGGGCCAGGCCCGGCUGGUGGAGGAGUGUAACGGGCGCCGCGCAAAGCUGCUGGCCUGUGACGGCAACGAGAUUGACACCAUGUUUGUGGACCGGCGGGGGACAGCUGAGCCCCAGGGACAGAAGCUGGUCAUCUGCUGUGAGGGGAACGCGGGCUUCUACGAGGUGGGCUGCGUCUCCACGCCCCUGGAAGCUGGCUACUCAGUCCUGGGCUGGAACCACCCCGGCUUCGCGGGAAGCACGGGGGUGCCGUUCCCACAGAACGAGGCCAACGCCAUGGACGUGGUGGUCCAGUUCGCCAUCCACCGCCUGGGCUUCCAGCCCCAGGACAUCGUCGUCUACGCCUGGUCCAUCGGCGGCUUCACUGCCACGUGGGCAGCCAUGUGCUACCCAGACAUCAGUGCUGUGAUCCUGGACGCCUCCUUCGAUGACCUGGUGCCCUUGGCCUUGAAGGUCAUGCCCGACAGCUGGAGGGCCCUGGUGACCAGGACAGUGAGGCAGCACCUCAAUCUGAACAAUGCAGAACAGCUGUGCAGGUACCAGGGCCCGGUGCUGCUGAUCCGGAGAACCAAGGAUGAGAUCAUCACCACCACGGUUCCUGAGGACGUCAUGUCCAACCGAGGCAACGACCUCCUGCUGAAGCUCCUGCAGUUUCGGUACCCUCGAGUGAUGGCCGAGGAGGGCCUGCGCGUGGUGAGGCAGUGGCUGGAGGCCUCCUCCCAGCUGGAGGAAGCCUCCAUAUACAGCCGCUGGGAGGUGGAGGAGGACUGGUGUGUGUCGGUGCUGCGCUCUUACCAGGCGGAGCACGGGCCAGACUUCCCCUGGAGCGUGGGGGAGGACAUGAAGGCAGAGGGACGCCAGCAGCUGGCUUUGUUCCUGGCGCGGAAGCAUCUGCACAACUUUGAGGCCACACACUGCACCCCGCUCCCAGCGCAGCACUUCCAGAUGCCCUGGCACCUCUAGGGACCGCGGGGGCUGGCCUGGAAGGAGAGCUGGGGCCCGAGGGCGCCCGCGGCUGGGCUCCCGUGUGUGGCUGUGGGUCGUCUGUGACCGUGGGCCGCCCUCCCCACGCUACUCCUCGUGCACGCACCCCCUCGCCACGCCCUGCAUUAGGUGAAUGCGUCGUUCCUAAUAAUUAAUAAAAAGUAUUUUUUCUAC